Candida dubliniensis CD36 is the source of this 819-nucleotide messenger RNA. RefSeq lists its product as uncharacterized. The transcript has a single exon. The record is from RefSeq and is a predicted model, not a curated record. The coding region runs from base 1 to 819 and encodes 272 amino acids. Gene Ontology annotation, molecular function: RNA binding. NCBI's taxonomy places the organism in Eukaryota, Fungi, Ascomycota, Pichiomycetes, Serinales, Debaryomycetaceae.
AUGUCAUCAGUAAUUGCUUCAAAUAUCCCUUCGGAUGUUUCACCAGCCAAGGUCAAGGAAUUCUUUUCUUUCUGUGGGAAAAUAACUGAUUUAAAGCCAUUGGGUGAUAAUGGCAAGGUCAAGAAGUACGAGGUUGUGUUUGCUUCCCCAAAGGCUGUUUCAACUGCAUUAUUAUUGAGUGAUGCUGAAUUAGAAAACUCUUUUAUCAAAGUUGAAGAAGUUCCAGAAAUCACUGAAGGCGAAACCGGACUUGCUCCAGAACAAGGGGGUGCUGCUGCCGCUGCCGCUGCUACUACUACAACUGCAAAAGAUAUCAAAGAGGAGGCAGUAUUGACAGGCGACAAGACAUACGAUGAAGUUGAUCAAGAAGAAAAGCCAAAAUACGCAAUUUUUGCCCAAUUGUUGGCAGAUGGAUAUGUCAUUUCCGAUCAAGUUAUCGCCAAGGGUAUUGAAUUUGACAAGAAAAAUGGUGUUUCAUCUAGGUUUAAUGAUUUUAUUGCUGAAUUGGAUAAGAAAUAUGUUCACUCACAUGAUCCUAAAAGUACAGUCAACCAACAAUUGCAAAGAGCCCAAGCCAGUUAUGAAAAGAGUGGAAUUGAUCAAAAAUUGCGCAAGUACUUUGAAGACGCUGCCAAACUGCCAUUGGGUUUAAAAAUUCAUGAAUAUUAUAAGUCAUUUGCAAAGGAUGUUGCUGAUGUACACCAAGAGGCAGUCAGAUUAGCUAAUAUCAAAAAAAGAGAAUUGGAAGAAAAGAAACACGCCGAAAGUGGAUCUACAGCUGCAGAAACUAAGGACACUUCUAUUCCACAAGUUCAAUAA